UUUAGGAUCCGAGUGAAAAACAACAUGAUCCUUAUUCAAGACUGGGUAGAGGUUUUCCUUCAUCUGGGAUGCCUGUGAUUCUUCUAUCGGGGCUGAUGGAGCACCCUCCUAUGGUUGAUAAAUUGACAAAAGGGAAUCCUGUAAGCGAGUUUCCGAAUUCAAACAUGGCAAGGCCCCGCGCUGGAGAAUCCAUCUUGUGCGCGCCAUCUUGCCGUAGCCAUAUUGAAUGAGAUGCCACUUUUGACAGGAGUCCACCUGACCGUGCACGUUGAUAUCCUGUUGAUGUCCGAUGAGUCAGAGAAACGGUCGAUACGUUUUUCGCUUACUCGCAUUUUUAAGCGUCAACUGCCGCACAAAUGAUGACGGUCGGACUGCUUAACGAGGCGGAAUCGAAGGAGGCUGAAAUAACCGCGGUAUCGAUGUUACGAUAAAAAGCUGGGGCCGUCGACGGGGCUGCACGCGGCGCUGCGCGACCUGAACCGGCGGGGAAUGGCGGCGCGGCCGCUGAACGUCGCCCACUCCGUGGACAUCGAGGCCUUCUACGAGCGGCACCUCUCCCGGCCGCUGUUCGCCGUUCUGCUCCGGACGAGCGGAGACCUCGACGGCUUCGUCGACUUCGCGGCGACCUUUCCGAUGCGCAUCCCCCACUGGCUGGUGCUCUUCUCCAGGGACAGCGGCAACGCCUCUCUGGCCUACUGUCGCGACCCCGUGGACAAUUCGUUUCGCUUCCGGUUCGACACGCAUUCUCUGGUUAAAUGCGCCGACGACCCGGAAGUGCACGAGUGGUACGUCGUGCGCAGAAACCGGAUAUCGAGAUUUCAUUUGGCCAACUGGGAGAACGGUCGCCUCGUCGCGACCACGAGCCUCACUCUCUACCUGAGGAGGAACAACCUCGACGGGAAGACCCUGCGAGUCGUCACGAUGGACUCGGGCUUCGUCCAGAUACGGGACGGCAGGAUUCUCGGGCUGGGCGGAAGCAUCUUGGAGCAGCUCAGCGAGACCUUGAAGUUCAAGAUAAACGUGGUGAAAAGGGAGCUGGACUACGGCAGUCCGAUCGCCCGCAACAGGAGCUGGUCGGGCACCAUCGGGCAGAUUCAUUCGGGCAACGCCGACCUCGGUGCCGCCGAAUUGACCAUGUCGGCCGACAGGAUGGAAGUCGUCGACUUUACCCUGCCCCUGAUGACGUCGAGGAAUCUGCUGUAUCUGCGGAAGCCCGACGGCUCCGGGGUCCAGUGGUCGGGCUACUUUAAGACGUUCAGCCGAGGGAUAUGGGCAACCAUAGUGGGCUUGAUCGUCGCCACGCCGGCAAUCGUCACCUCGAUAAAGCGAUGCAAGCGGUGUUGCGCCUCGUCGAGUCGAGUCAGCGACAAUUACCUUAACGUGUGGGGCAUCUUUUGUCAGCAAGGAUUGUCCGAAUAUCCCCUGGACACCUCGCUGAGGUUGGCUUACUUUUCGACCUUCGUCUCGGCCCUGAUAGUGUCGGCCGCGUAUUCCGCCUCUCUGAUUAGUUUUCUAGCGGUGUCUGCGCCCAGUUUGCCGUUUUCGACUCUCGACGGGUACGUCAACGACGGCUCUUACAAGCUCAUAGUCUUUCGAAGCAGCUCCUACUACGAUAUGUUCAAGGAUUCGAAGGAUCCCGUGUACUCGAAAAUGAUGGGUUUGAUGAAAAGGGAAGAGGAAUUGCCGAAAACGACGCUGAAUGCUUGCCUGCAGGUCUGUAAACAAAGGGUAGCGCUUUAUUUAAACGAGGACACGAGGAACGCGUUACGGACUCCAUUGCCGUGUCAACUAGUGACCGUUGAAACGGGGAGACUCGACAGGAUGGCGAUGGCAUUGACCAAGCACAGUCAGUACACCAGACUGUUCAAUUUCAUUCUUCUUAGGUACUUCGACAACGGCGUGAUAAUUCGGCUGAAGAGAAGAUAUCUUCUAACUCCGGUCCCCGAAGUGAGACACGGAACGGUCACCGUAUGGGGCAUCGCGCCCAUUUUGGCCAUUGUCGUAGGUGGCAUGGUCCUGUCGGCUGUCGUAUUGAUCGUCGAAAACUUGUAUUUUAUUUUUAAGCAAAAGGCUGCGAAGAACCGCUCUCCGAAACAAAGGAAAGAAACGGAGCCCGACGGCAAACUUAAAAGCGGACAAAAACGGUUGAGCCUCCUCACGCCACCAAAGUUGAACCGCGUUCAGCCAAUUAAGCUCUACUAUAAAUGAAAGGGACGAUAGCUCCGCAUUUCCUAUCGCAAGUGCCAUUUCAAGACGUUUACCUUGGAUGGGUACUUUUCGCGCCUUUGGGUUCAUUCGAAGCGUUUUCCUUUCUGUACCUGCAUUAUGACUAUAAAUUGUCAUCGUAAAUACAGGAAAAUCGUUUCACC
Molecule: messenger RNA, 2369 nt
Organism: Orussus abietinus
Lineage: Eukaryota; Metazoa; Arthropoda; Insecta; Hymenoptera; Orussidae
Product: probable glutamate receptor
Exons: 9
Coding region: 490-2208 (572 amino acids)
Cellular component (GO): membrane
Molecular function (GO): glutamate-gated receptor activity
Source: RefSeq, a predicted model, not a curated record